AUGUCAGCUUCGAGUGAGCGUCGUGAAAUUGUUAUCGUCGGCGGUGGUAUCAUUGGAUGCUGUUCGGCAUAUUAUCUGACAAGACACCCAUCAUAUGAUCCAUCGCGCCAUAAAGUGACUCUGAUCGAGGCGACAGAAAUUGCGGGAGGAGCAUCAGGCAAAGCUGGGGGACUUCUGGCGCUAUGGGCAUACCCAAGCAGUAUUGUUCCUCUGAGCUACAAGCUGCAUGCGGAUCUGGCAGAGGAACACAACGGUAAAGAGAGAUGGGGUUAUAGAGAAGUUGGCUGUGGACAGAUUGUUGUGAGAGGCCGUCCACUUAAUGGAAAGAAGGAUGCCGGCGAGAAGGACACGGGAAGCUCGUUAUCCCUUCAAAAGCGGAGUGAAGCUGCUAUUGCGAGACUAAGGAAAGCCAAAUUUCCGCAUGACCUCGAUUGGAUUGACCCCCAACUGAUCAGAGGCUAUGAGAGCAUGAGUGACCCUGGCGAAACCGCCCAAGUCCACCCUUACCUGUUCACCACAUCAAUCGCAAAACUUGCCGAGGAGAAAGGCGCAGAGAUCAAGUUGGGAUCAGUGACAAGCAUUGGCUACGCAGGUGAUGCUGUGGAGUCAGUUACAUACGAUGAUAAGGAGUCCGGAGAGUCGCGCACAAUUUCGGCGACGGACGUCAUUAUUGCCGCUGGUCCCUGGACACGAACUGUCAUGCCGGAUGCUCCCAUAUCGGCAAUGCGCGCUCACAGUGUUGUCAUCCGACCAACCAAGCCGGUGAGCGCUCAUACUCUAUUUACGAACAUUGAAAUACCCGCCAACUUCAAUCCAUCGAAACCCUCACGCCCCACAGUCGUGUCCCCUGAGAUCUACGCUCGCCCCGACGAGACGGUAUAUGCUUGUGGCGAGGGUGACCAGGUUGUCCCGCUUCCAAAGACUACAGCAGAUGUUGAAGUGGACCAGACACGGUGCCAGGACAUUAUCGACCAGGUGGGAAGCAUAUCCGAUCAGCUUCGGGACGGACAGGUUUGCGCACGGCAAGCUUGCUACUUGCCCAACGUCACUGCCGUACGAGGUGGUCCCUUGAUCGGCCACACUGGCACCAAAGGGCUCUACCUUGCCGCUGGACACACCUGCUGGGGUAUCCAAAACGCACCCGGGACCGGAAAGCUUAUCAGCGAAUUUGUUUUUGAUGGCGAUGCAAAGAGCGCCAAGAUCGGGUCUCUAGAUCCGAGGAACUUUCUUUGA
Aspergillus pseudoviridinutans is the source of this 1233-nucleotide messenger RNA. Its product is annotated as NAD(P)/FAD-dependent oxidoreductase. Gene Ontology annotation, cellular component: late endosome; cytoplasm. The record is from RefSeq and is a predicted model, not a curated record. The transcript is spliced from 2 exons. The coding region runs from base 1 to 1233 and encodes 410 amino acids. Gene Ontology annotation, molecular function: oxidoreductase activity. Gene Ontology annotation, biological process: retrograde transport, endosome to Golgi. Lineage: Eukaryota; Fungi; Ascomycota; Eurotiomycetes; Eurotiales; Aspergillaceae.